Molecule: messenger RNA, 1929 nt
Organism: Jaculus jaculus (lesser Egyptian jerboa)
Lineage: Eukaryota; Metazoa; Chordata; Mammalia; Rodentia; Dipodidae
Gene: Papolb
Product: poly(A) polymerase beta
Exons: 1
Coding region: 1-1929 (642 amino acids)
Cellular component (GO): nucleus
Molecular function (GO): poly(A) RNA polymerase activity; RNA binding
Source: RefSeq, a predicted model, not a curated record
AUGAUGCCCUUCGCAGUGACCACCCCAGCCGCUCCCCCGCAGCCCCCCGCGCAGAAGCACUACGGCAUCUCCUCCCCCAUCAGCCUGGCCGCCCCCAGGGACACGGACCGCGAACUCACCCAGAAGCUGAUUGAGACCCUGAGGCCCUUCGGGGUGUUUGAAGAGGAAGAGGAACUGCAGCGCAGGAUUCUAAUUUUGCAGAAACUAAAUAAUCUGGUGAAGGAAUGGAUCCGAGAAAUAAGUGAAAGCAGGAAUCUUCCACAAGCUGUAAUAGAAAAUGUUGGCGGGAAAAUCUUUACCUUCGGCUCUUACCGACUGGGAGUACACACAAAAGGUGCUGAUAUCGAUGCGUUGUGCGUUGCACCGAGACAUGUGGAUCGAAAUGACUUUUUCACCUCAUUCUAUGAUAAGUUGAAACUACAAGAAGAAGUAAAAGAUUUAAGGGCUGUUGAGGAGGCAUUUGUACCAGUUAUCAAACUGUGCUUUGAUGGGAUAGAGAUUGAUAUUUUAUUUGCAAGAUUAGCAUUGCAGACAAUCCCAGAAGAUCUGGAUUUAAGAGAUGAUAGUCUGCUGAAAAAUUUAGAUAUUAGAUGUAUAAGAAGCCUUAACGGUUGCCGGGUAACUGAUGAAAUUUUACACCUAGUACCAGAUAUUGACAGCUUCAGGUUAACACUGAGAGCCAUCAAAUUGUGGGCCAAAUGUCACAAUAUCUAUUCCAAUAUAUUGGGUUUCCUUGGAGGUGUUUCCUGGGCUAUGCUAGUUGCAAGAACGUGCCAGCUGUAUCCAAAUGCAAUAGCAUCAACUUUGGUACGUAAAUUUUUCUUGGUGUUUUCUGAAUGGGAGUGGCCAAAUCCAGUGUUACUGAAAGAACCUGAAGAACAGAAUCUUAAUUUGCCCGUAUGGGACCCGAGAGUGAAUCCCAGUGACAGAUACCAUCUCAUGCCUAUAAUUACACCCGCAUACCCACAGCAGAACUCCACAUAUAAUGUGUCUGUUUCAACCAGAAUGGUUAUGAUUGAGGAGUUUAAGCAAGGGCUUGCCAUCACACAUGAAAUUUUACUGAAUAAGGCAGAAUGGUCCAAACUUUUUGAAGCUCCAAGCUUUUUUCAAAAAUACAAGCAUUAUAUUGUACUUCUGGCAAGUGCACCAACAGAAAAACAACAUUUAGAAUGGGUGGGCUUGGUGGAAUCCAAGAUCCGAAUCCUGGUUGGUAGCUUAGAGAAAAAUGAGUUUAUUACACUGGCACAUGUGAAUCCUCAAUCAUUUCCAGCACCUAAAGAGAAUCUUGACAAGGAAGAAUUUCGUACAAUGUGGGUGAUUGGGUUAGUGCUAAAAAAGCCAGAAGACUCCGAAAUUCUCAAUAUUGAUCUUACCUAUGAUAUUCAGUCUUUCACAGAUACAAUUUAUAGACAAGCAAUAAAUAGGAAGAUGUUUGAGAUGGAUAUGAAAAUUGCUGCCAUGCAUUUAAAAAGAAAGGAACUUCACCAGCUACUUCCUCAUCACGUUCUUCAGAAAAAGGAAACACAUUUAAUAGAAGGUGUAAGAUUGACAGCUGUGAAUGACAGCAGCCUUCACUUGUCUGUGGACAGUGAAACCAGCAUGUCUGUGCCUUCACCAAUGGGCACUAUGAAGAUUGGCCCACUCACUAACAACCUUCCUGGCAGAAACAGUCCUGCACUGGCUGUAAUGGCAGCGUCUGUUACCAACCUACAGUUUCCUGAGGUUUCCUUGCAACAUAUGAAUUCCACAGAAAGCUCAGGGAUUGCAUUAGGUGAAAACAUUCCUCAGAUUCCCUCACAACCUACCAUUUCUCCACCACCAAAGCCUACCGUGACCAGAGUUGUUUCUUCAACACAUCUGGUAAAUCAGCCACCUAGACCUUCAGGAAAUACAGCAACAAACAUACCUAACCCUAUACUAGGAGUCUAA